GGUCUUCCGCAUUCGAUCUCGGUUACAGCAACUCUAUGUACAUAUAUAUCUAAGCUGUGGCUGGGAACAAGAGAUCUUAUUUCCACUGAGGUUGUUGAGUCAAACUGACACGACUAGUUCGAUCCAGACAACCGCCAUGUUCGCCUCUUUCAAUACAAUGCUGGUGGGAGCGUUGAUGCUUCUGACUACGGUAAACAGCCAGUCGGGCAACCCGACUCAGGGGGCCGCUAAUCACCGUGGAAUGCGGCCGGGCCAAACGUUUACGGUAAACGGGCACGUCGUCAGCGUGUCCCAAUCUCACGAACACGAUGACAUCUCGAUGGAAGUGAUCGGGCGUGUUGCCAACCCUCAGAAUGUACAAACGACCACAGGCCAGCAAAGACCGUCCAGUCGUCCAGCCCAGAAAGUUGUCCUAUUUUCUCGUGAUUCUAACGAGCGUCACGACUUGUCUCUGGAAGACUUGAUUGGCCGCAAUCCCAACCGGCCGAUGGUUGGAGCCCAAGGAGCUCAACAAAGGCCGCCAAUCGUUCCAGUCCGCCAAGGUCUUCGUUUCUCCGACGAUUCCAUCGAAAGUCAUGAGCAUCCAGAUUUGUCUUUGGAGGACCUUGUUGGCCGCAAUCCCAAUCGCCAACAUGUGCAGAACAAACAAGCGGCAACUCAGCAAGGCGUCCGUCGCUUCCGGGAUUCCGACGAACACGACGAUGACUCGUACGAGGUUGAUUUCAACUUACUUCCGGAAUUACUUCGCCUCAUCAAAGAGACUGUCCAUAGCCCAACGCCAGCGGCACCGAGUCAAGGCCAGCGUCUGGCCCAGCCACCCAACCAGCAUUACAACGAGCAUCACGAAGUCUCCCUGGAGUUUAACGAGAUCUUGGCCAAUCCGACGUUCCAGCAAAGGAUCCAAGAAAUCGACGACCGUCUGAAAAGGGCUUCCGGACCCAGAGGCAAACGUCUGAUCGAGAAAUACGCCACCGCUCUUGCGGUGUAUUCCAGCCCGCCCGGCGAAAAUUCCAGCCCGUCCGUCAGUUCAUCGUUCUACCUUUCGUUUUUGAUUGCCUGUUUUUGGGCGUGGUUUUUAUAGCCUUUUUGUUCUUAUAUGGUUUAGCGAAAUCUUUUGGGUUUUUUUUUAAAUUGGCCUCUUCCCUCUCCUUCCUUCCUUUUCUUUUCAACACUUUCAUUUUUUACUUUUUUGUUUUUUUUUUUUCUUUAAAACAGUUGGUUGUAGCAACUGUAAUUAUUCAAGGAUUGUGCAACGGUCUUGCUUUACUCUGUUUCCUAUUUCGAGCACUAGAAAAUGAUCAACAAUUUUUAGUAUGGUUAAUGCGUAUAUAAUGCGUCGAAACAAAGAGGCGAGCUUGAACGAAUUAGAGAGCGAUAUAAAUAAACAUUUUAAAUAUUGUUAUUUUCAUUGGGAAAUUGGGUAGGAACAUUUUGCUAUAGGAUGAACGCCUUUGUUUUUCAAUUGUUACUUUAUGGGGGAUUGAAAUUUUUAUGCAAAUACACAGUAUUCUGUGUGA
Molecule: messenger RNA, 1517 nt
Organism: Daphnia magna
Lineage: Eukaryota; Metazoa; Arthropoda; Branchiopoda; Diplostraca; Daphniidae
Exons: 2
Coding region: 137-1081 (314 amino acids)
Source: RefSeq, a predicted model, not a curated record